UAUUUUCUACCUUUCGUUGGCUGCCAUGAUACGCUUGUCAACAACUUCAGUGUGGUGGUGCGAUAGUGAUUGCGCGUAGUGUUAUUGUUUUGUGAGAAAAAUUGUUAAACUUAACUAAAUUGUACAUUAUUGUCACAAGUUUUAUGUUUAAUUUUAUGUUUACUUCAUAGUAAUUGUUUUUUUAGUGAAAUAUGCCCUUCUCAAGAGCGGUACCAUCGAAUGCUAUGAGCUGCGGAUUGCAGGCUGGCAGCGGUAGCGCACGACGACUGUGAAAUCGUUCGUAGUGGUUGUUUGCGUGCCUAGCUACAGCGAGCAAAGGCGCCACGUGUGGACCUGCGUACGCCCGGGGGCGGGCGCUCUGCGCCGCCCCACAACUGCAUAUAUUCCCAACAGAUGGUUUAUUGACAACGGAGCAAGCUAAGCAUGAUGUAGAGUUGAAUCGGCAUAUCAUUGCGCCGGACCCAUUUGUGUCAGACGAUUGUUUCAAUGAUUUUUCACCGGCACAUUCAUCUUUUAUUAACACGACUUUAGAAGAAAACAUGAUGAAUCCGGGGGCAGAUGAACCAUCGUCUGGAUUAAAUGGAAGGCUCAGGCCCAGGAAGUCAAACAUUCCCAGUCCACAACCUACCAAACUCGUUCGAAAGUCUGAAGGAAAAACUGGCCAAGAAAAGGCUAAGCGAACUAGUGCCGCAUCCAAAACGCCGCCAAAUAAAACAGAUGAUCUCGCAACAAAGUCUGAUUCUAUACUUUUAUGUCCAUAUUGUGACAAAAAUUUUGCUUCUAAACAAACCUUGUCCAAACAUGUGCGGCGAAUGCAUGCAGCUAGUUCGAAGCACGACAGCUUCAUCGCCUGUCUAUUUUGUGGCCAGUGCGAAGCCGAAGCGAACGACAUUAUACGCCACAUGGCGGAAACGCAUCCCCAACAGUACUUUGCUUGUCUGAACUGCCAUACACGAUUUUCCUCCUUGGUCGAACUUGCUGAACAUAAAAACAAGUUGUGCGAAACCAAGUUAUCUUACCGCAGCAGGCUUCGUCAGAAAGUUUCAACAGGGUCUAUAAAAGAAAUGCAUAAAGAUGAAUUUGGAAAUGACAGUAAAGUUUUCACUGACGGACACAGCUUUAAUGGAGUCGUGAUUUCUUGUGAACUGAAACCGUCUCUAGUAGGCGAUGGUGCUGACAUUGAAGAUAACAUAACAACGAAUUUAAUUUUGCCUCCGAGCAAGAGUCUAGGUAGCAGUACGGUAAUAGAGAAGAGCGCUGUUAUCGUGUUAGACGACAUUCAGUGGAAUAAACGAAUCCCGCCCAAUUUCUCGUUUCAUAACACUGAUGCCGACCAGAUUCUCUCGCGGUUGGGUGUUGUACAUCGCUCGCCUAGAACGGGCGAGUCCACUAAGAAAGAUUGGAAAAACUUGGAUGAGACGACACAAAAAUUCGAAAAGUGUUUCGACACUAGUUUUUACUCUAAAGUGGCAAGUAACGUCCAGGAAAAUUUAAGCAAAUUUUUGGACGGAUCUUUCAAUUUCAACCCCGAUCCAGACAGUACUAUUAAAACUAGGAAGUCGAAGAAUAGUGUUGUCAUUAAUACUGCAGAAGGAUUUCCCAUACUCCUCGCAAGUGAACAGUAUUCACGUAACGCUUUUGAUCGAUAUAUGCCCCGGGCGAUUGCUCCAAAGCACAAGUGGAAAUGGGACAAUUUGGAAAGCGAAAAGGGUCCUAUAAAUCCCGACCAACUGAAGCGCGAUUCGCACACAAAUAAUUGCAUUAUAUCUUUGGUUUCCAGUUUAGAUAUCUGGACACAACUACGUAUGAGGCGAAAAUUCGAAGAGAAGUUUGGCUGUCCACCGCUCGAAAAAAAGACUGAAAAGCAAACAAUUAUAAGUAACGAGUUGAAAGAUAUACUAGAAAGUAGGGAACUGCCAACUCCGUCAUCGCAAGUAAUGAAAAUGACAAAAAAGGCAGCAGAAAUCACCGGGCGGGGCGAUUUCCCCUUGUCGUUGGGGCUCACGCCAUCCACCUCCACUUACGAGCUGCCGCCGGCCGUGCUGAGCGGCGAGUGGGUGCGUCCGCGCUGCUACGUGUGCUGCGCGUGCGGCGCACAGAGCCGUGACUCGCGCGCCGUCUCCGCGCACGUCGCCACGCACCAUCCCAAUGCCCAAGUACAGCAUUAUGAAAUUGUUGGAGAGCAGUUGUUGAACGCAGACAUAUUGAAGCAUCUCUAUGUGCCGCCUAGUCAGAUGUGCAAUCGGACGCGCCCACCUCGGGGUUUCAGAGAGUGUACUAAGUGUAGAAAAUCCAUAACGCUCGAUGAUCUGCACCAGCACAUGCUGGACUGUGCAGGAGACACUCCGGCCGUGCGUAGAAAAUGUCGAUAUCGGCCUUUCGGAGUACGACGUCGCCGCCCGCGUCUGCCGGAUAACACCAUAAGAAAAAAGAUUCGUAAGGAUAUUCGUACCAGACAGAAUAGGCCGAAAACCCUUGUGAGACCUCGACCCAUUAGAACUGAAGUUGGCGACGCUGAAACAAUUAGGAAAAUGAUAGCAGACUUGCCAGCGAAGCGUCACCGGGUACUCAUAAAUCCAACGAAUCCAUCUUUACGGCCUCGUAUUAAACAAAGGCCAAAAAUGUUAAUGAAGAGGCGCUCGUCUGAAGAGCGUAGCAAACGUAUAAAACGAAACAAGGAAAUUAGCGAAACCCGACCGAGGCAAGGUACAUCCGCUAAUGACGCCACGUCGGCCAAAAGCGACGAAGAUAACAAACCAUUAAAACCCAAAAUGAGACGUGUGACAAGCAAAACUCCACGACGAUCCGAACCUGAGAAAAGAAAAACUUCAGUGCUCACCAGAGCAAAACGACCCAACCGCCAAGUAAAAAAAGUUGAAAAAAACGAUAGCAUUAUAGAUGCAUCCAAUUCUGCUUGCAGUUCAAAAACUGUUAUGACGGAGGACAUAUUAUUUGAAAAUUUGCCACAAAGAAUCGAUGUCAAGAAUGAUGAAUUCAAAACAAAAGAACAUGCUGGGCAAGGUCAAGGCAGCUCAAACAACCGUGGCGGGCAGCGAGCAGGGAAUAGUGGUCAAAACAGCAAUUCAGGAAACAGCUGUGCCCCGGCUUCAAAUGUCCCGCUUAAACAUUCAAUAGCUCGCCUGACAGCAGAUUCGGAGAAGCAUGAUAAGUCUGUGCAAUUUCACCAUCUCUUUCUAAUCCAGCAAGAAUGUAACAAUGUCAAUCAACAUGUGCAGUCAGGCCAACAACUAUUAUUUGAAAACGAAGCGGCAGUUCUCACUCUGGAUAAACCCCCUUUACACUACAACAAUAAGGGGCCAUUAGAUGCUCUACAAAAGAGUAAAUUGAACAAGCCCCGAAAAGGACUCAAUGCUUGCAUUGCAAUGCUGAAAAAUAAACUAGUUGAGCCUGCUGCUGAAUCAACUAUACCUGCAGGCCAUGUUUCCGUGCAAUGUGGUGAUGAUGAACCACUAUAUUCAAAACCUGAUACUCCAAAGCCUGCUAUUGCUACUUUAGUAAGUAAUGUCGAAAAUGUGACGAAAUUUGAAACAAUAUUUGAAACUAGUCAAAAUAAGAGUGCUUCGCGUGUACUUGACGUAGAAACGAUUCAAUCCUCCAAACAGGAUGCAAAAAAUACUACUCUGUCAGUUCAAUCACCCAACCGGGAUACAGAAAGCAUCGACGGCAAUAUUGAAGGUAAAAAUCAGAUAACAUCGCAGAAUUUAUGUGAAGUCACAAUGCCAGAGAAACAACUGGAUCUUCCGGCAAAACAUUUGCCGAGCCGCCAAAAAUCGAUGGUCAAUGAGGUUCAAACAAUCGAAUUACCUUCUCAUCCUCUUCCAAUAACUCGAGCUACUGCACUAAAAGCAACCUCAAACAAAGAAACUGCUGCUCCUGAAACAGUGGUUUCCCUUGAAGUCGUCACCGUGGCAGCUAGAGUUCCUCCUCAAGAAAAUUCUAAGCGUCCAAUAGACAAAAGUGUUACUAAUAAGUGGCCAAACACAGUUGUUAACGCUGGUAUCGAUAAGCACAACACAAAAUCAAAUGACGGACGACCUACGAGCCAGAUUUCUGAAGAUAAUCAAGUGUUACCUGACCUUACUAAGCAAAGUAUGACUAAUCACCAAAGCUCUAUAAACGAGAAAAAACUAAGUAUAAAGGAACAUAGUAAUGUGUAUUAUGGAAAUUGUUUGAAUCUCCGACAGCAAACCGAUCAUCAUUCAGAUUCUGAAUACAACUGUAAAGUGAAUGUUGAGAAUUUUCCUAGUGCAGAAUUUAAUCAUGCCCCGGUUAACAAUCGACCCGCUCACGCGAGUACUCACAUUGAGUCUAUCGUUUCGAUUCCACUUGAUCUAUCCGGAAAAGCAAGUAAUGUCAAUGCCUCACAAGAUUUGGCAAACACACAAAAUACUUAUUUGCAAGGAACUUCUUAUGACACAUACGAAACUUUAGAUUUAUCGAACAAAAGCCAAGACUUGGAGUAUACAGGGGAAACAAUUUCUUUACCUAAUGACGAAAUCGUUGAUUUGAGCUUAAAAUCUUCACAUUUGAAGUCGGCUGAAGUUGUUGACAUUUUAGGUAAAGAUGGUGUCACCGAUUUGUCCCUCAAAAGUUGUCUCGAUGUUCCAACAGAUCUCACGGUUAAGAAAAAAGCAACUGAUAAUUGCACAAAACCUUUAAUGGAAAUUUCAAAUCCCCCGGCAAGUCGAGAAUCAGCACCGAUAAGAGAGAUACGCAAUCUCGAUAAAGCUGUGAAGCCUCAAAUCGAUAACAAAAUCUGCCAUUUGCCCACUGCAGAUCUCCAUGUUAAAGACAAAAAAGUUAGUUGCGUUAAUCUGACUACAACAAAAGAAAAUGCAAAUAUAAUAGACACAGUGCCACCAUCAAAAUCUGAGAAUUUUAUGAGUGUUACAGAAAACUCAUUAGAGCAAGUUCAUGAAAAUGUACCCUCUGAUUUAACAUGCCUACAGAGAACUGAAGAUAUUUUAAAAGAACCAUGUACACAACAACAAAUUGCUGCAUCAUUUGGUAAAAGAGAAGACGAGGCAGAUAAAAACCAAGAAAAGUAUUUCCAAGUACAUCCACGAACUUGUGAUAGAACAUUUCAAAUACAAAAACCUAUUUACGAUCCCACGUUAAAAAUACCGCAAUAUAAGAUAAGAGUUGCAGCCACUGUUGAUAAUCCACUCAACAAAGACCUACCUGCUACUAAUAUGACGUCAUCUCCAUCUUUUCCGUUGGUUACUAAUUACUCUGACUCAACCCAAAAUUAUACCCAAAGUGUGCUUACCACGACAUCAGAAGGAAAACUUUCGCUUGGCACUCAAGAUCAAUUAACGUUUACUUUCGGAACCGCACCCCUUAUUGCUCCCAGUUCGAAUACUGCUAAUAUAUACGCUAUAACGAACACUGGUAUAACAUCGCAUUUGAAUAAAUUUGAGAGCACUACGCCCGUGUACACAUUAGCUAAAGCCUGUAUUUCUGUUACCAAGAUUGAAUCUACGAAUUCGACCACCUUGACAAAUACCCUGUUGAGUAUACCUGGAACUACAAUAGCAAAUACUACACCCGUUUAUACAUUGGCUGGUACUACUAUCGGUAUACAAGGAAAUUAUUCUCACUUUGUAUCCGAGGUUCCUGCUAAUUCAGCAAAUCAGAAAACUGAUGAAAAAAUCCUUCCUAGCACCAACACUCAAGGUAAGACAUAUGAAAAAGAGUUGGAAAUCCAUAGAGAAAAAGUUAUUAGUACCAAUGUAUUGUCAAAUGUGGAUCAAGAUCCUGAAACAGCUAGAAAAAUCGCCCUUUUACCUAAAGAACUGGUUGACGUCCUGGGUAACAUGCCUGUAGACCACCGAAACAAACUACUUAAUAUUUUGCCACAGUACGUGUCAACAUCUACUGGCUCAGAUAGCGGCUUAAAAAGCGAACAUUCUAAUCAGUCUGAAUCUACUAGCAAGUUGACAACACCAGAGCCGAACGAAGUAUGUGGAUCUAGUGUACAGAAAAAUAAGCAAGAAUCAGAAUCAAAAAUGACUUCUCCACUUCUUUCGUCUAAUUCUGGUAAACCUUUAAAUAUUGAAAACACUGCAUCACGGCCGCCUAUAGCACACCCUACAACGUUGUCACUUAAUCAUUCGAUUAAUUCGGACGAAGAUGUAGUUGCAGAUGAAUCCUUCGCUAUACAAGCGCGUACAAUUUCGAAAGAUGAACCUCAAACUGACGCAGUUGUUACAAAAUCGGACGCACUGGUAGAAAAUUCUUUAACUGCGUCGACAGCAAAAAGAUUGUCUUUAAGCCAUAGUGUAUCUGUGGAUAAGAUAAUAGAUUUGACAGAGGAUGAAGCUGUGACACGCACUGAAAUACAUAACGAACCUAUUGUUGAAGCGCCGCCACAGAUGUCCUUACUAGUACACCCCAAACGUAACAAAAGCAACAACGACCAAACAGCUAGUCUAAGAGCAGUCCGCAUCAAAGCUCCAUCUGCAAGACAAAGAUCAAUUGACAGCCAACUGGCAAAAUAUACAUCUAUGGCACCUGUAUUAAAAAUGAACAACAAUGAGCACGACAACGAGGUCGAGAAGUCAUUACAUGUUAAUGUCUCAUUGAAUACUGACAUUUCUCUAGCCAUUCAACAAGCAGAAGUGAGCAGCACUCAACACAGUAACAAAAAUGUAGCUGCGGAAUGCAAGUUUCCUUCUGUAACUUCGCCAAAUGUGCAGGAAUCCAAUUUAGACGAAACAAAUAGCUGCACUAGAAGGCUCUCAACUGCGUCUAAAGACGAAAAUAUAAAAAUUGAUGACAUACACAAUAUAAAAUCAGUUGUUAAAACAACUCUCGUUACGUCGUCAGUUGUGAAUAGCGAAAUUAACAAGGAUCCGCCCCAAGUAAUUACUAAGGAAUAUAUUUCACUUAAAAGUAACCUUGAUACUAAAUACAUACAUAGUAUGAAAUUAGAUAUAUCUUCGGAUGAUAGCGAUUCGACCAAGAACAAUAGUGCAGCUAUUACGAAAUCGAGCUUAGAUAUUUCUGAAUCGUAUGACUUGCCAGUUAAUUGCUCCACACCAAAGACUGGAAAGGAAACGGAUGUUUUAAUUACUUCACCAGAACGUCGCUUAUCAGUUGCAAGUGAAGUUCAAGAGGAUUCCGACGAUGACUUGUCAUUGGCAGUCAUUUGUAAGCAAAAACAGCAAAAUCUUCUAAAAAUAGAUCCAGUUAAAGAUUCAAGUAAUUCUGAGAAAGAUGAUAUUGCAACCAAGAAAAAGGGAAAGAAAAGCGAGAAGAAUAUACUUGUGGCACAUGAUUCAUCACUCGGUAAUAAUAAUACUGUUUUAACAGUUUCCCUGGAUAAAGAGAAACCAGUAUCCUUUAUGGAAAGUGAUAAAUAUUCAACAAAGGCACCUGUCGAGGAAAGCCUCAAACAGAAAAACCGCAAACUUCGACGUAAAAAUAUUGCGAAAAAUACGCAAUUUGAAACAACCGACACAGCACAGAAGUCUGUUAUGAACAGCGUUGCUGUCGAUAACAAGAGCGAUGAAGUCCAUAUAGGCGGUAGCGUUAUAGAUAAAAACACUAACCAUAAAAAUGACAUUAAACUGUCUAUUGGCACAUCAAGGAAACGUUCAAAAGUAAACGAGGAAAUCAUAAUAAAUGAGACUAUCAAUGUGCCCAGAGGACAGGAAAAUAAUUAUGAACCCGAAACUAAAGCAUCACCUGUAAGAAAAAAAAAUAAGAAAAAGAAAAAGACUCCAACAUCACAACCAAAUGGCGUGACUAGUGAAAAUCAAGAUGAAAAGAAUAAUGAAAUAACUGAAGCUACCAGUAAUAAUAAAAAUGCGACAGAUCAGUCAGGGUCAUCAAAUACAAAAGAACGCGGUUCAAAAGUUUGUUCGGUUACUAUUAUCAAUGAGACAAGUAAUAUGGAUAAUAUUAGCCUUCCUGCCAUUGUCGCCCCUGUGACGUCCUGUUCUAGUCUUGAUGAAGCGAGUAACAUGAUAACACCAUUACGACGCAGCAGACGGGUAAGAUCACGUAAUAAUUCGGUUCCCGGGGAGGAGUUGCAUGUUGACACUUUGCAGGAAAAUAGAACUCCACUGACAAAAAAACAAUUAAUAUUUUCAAAAUUAUUACUAGAUGAGGAAAAUAAUGUGAAAACCUCUGACAGUGAAAACGUUGAUGGUGAUAAAGGUUGCGCUGGUGAAAACGUUGACAAUUUAAGAAAAAUUACAACAUUAGAAGUUGUCACAAAUAAUGUGAUGGAAGAUAACGUUCCUGUUGAUAGUAAUAUCAAAGAGAAAAACAAAUCCAUCAAGCGUAAAAAGUCAGCUAAUUUGAAACGUAAAUUCAAGAAGAAAAAGCCUAUCAACACACAAUUUAGUUGCGGUGAAGAUGGUGUUGAAGAAGGUAUUGAUAUUACUUUGCAAGACCAGAAUAAAGACGGUGUUACAAUAUCACACGAAGAACAAAGGCCUUCUGAAACUCCUCCUCGUUCUUUUGACGAUUCUGAUAUCUGCGCUACGUCCACUUCUGAUACUGCCUUAUUAACAGCACCAACCGUAGAACCAAUUGAGAUAGGCUUAGCGGUAUCUAUUGAAAAGCGCAAAAGCGGCGAUUUGCCUCACAUUGAACCGUUACAAAGUUCACAGCCCAAAAAAAUUAAACUAAAUGCCUCUGAAGUCACUUUAGAUGUGCAGUGUAUUGUAAAUAAAGAUCAGUCAAAAUUCGAGGAAGAGCCUUUAAUUACAUCACAUAGCAUACACAGUACAAAUGAUACUUCAGACAAUACCAUUAGUAAUACAACCAAUGUAAUUGAAGGACCUGAUAGUCCUGAUACUACUCCUAAAAUAUGCUUAGAUGAAGAAAAACAUAUAGCACCUAAAAGUAAUGAAAAUUAUUCCCGUGUUAAAACAUGUUACAACACGCCGGCCGCUGGCAGACGUACGCGGUCAAAAUCCGCUGUUAUUAAGUCUGUGGUUUAUGAUCCAUACGAUAUUGAUAUGGACGACAUGAUUGAACACGCGGAGCCAUUACGACAACGUAAAACAAGUACAGAAUACAGAUCACCACCCAACGCUAAACAAUCUACCUGUUCUAAAGAAAAUGUAAAGAUUUGUGAAGAGGAUAGUAAAAAGUUGCAAUCUUGCUCUAAACAUGACGGAAAUGAUUCUGACGACUCAUCGAAAAGUGAUGUUCCAUUAAAACAAUAUGUGGAAGAAAAGGAAAAGAAAAUAUGCGGUGUAGAUAAGUCCAUUUUAAACCACAAAAAUGACGUCGAAAAUGAACUCAACAGUGAUUUGAGGAAGAGCAAAAAGAGCUCUAUUAUAGAUAAGAAAAAUAGACGUACGCUUGGCGUUUGUAACACCGACGAAGGAAGAGCUCAAGACGAAACAGACGAACAACUGCGAUCGGAACAAUUUAUGGAAAGUUUUGGGUUCUUUUCAGAAAGGAAGCCUCGAAAGUCGAAUUUAUUAGCGACAAAAAAGAUAUCAGAAACAUUUCAUAUUAUUGCAAACGAAGCCGAAGACAUGGUAUAUCAAGAACGAAAUUCUAGAAAAGACCGAAACAUGCAAAAUGAAAAUAGAAAAUCAGUUGAUAGAGACAGCAAUUCAAAAGUUUCAAGGCAACGGUCACCCCUAUCUAAGAAAACCGUCAAAAGAGGUCGAAAGAAAAAAAAUUCAACUACCGUCACAACACCGAGUUAUUGUAAUAUAUGUAAGAAAGAGUUCCGUCGUUCUGACAAUUUCCUUAGGCAUCAAAUUACCCUUUUACAUGUUUCCAAAAUGUCAGAAGUCGAAAUGAAAAUUAAAACGGUUCCCAUUCAAGAAGAGCCAAACUAUUUAAUAGCCUAUAAAGAACAUCUAGAUCGUCUCAAAAUUAUUACAGACAAAAUGUUAAAACGCAAGAAAAACUCUAAAUCGGCCCCGAAAGUUACCCCACUUUCAUUAGAAGAGAUUCUAGCAGAUGUCAACAAAAUCGUGAGAGAGCAACAGCUUUCACAUAGAGGAUUAAGUUGCGACGAAGAAUUAUUCUUGGAUUGUUGUGAACUUUUAAAAGAGUCGCACAAGAAACAAGAGCCUGCUCCUGACAUACCAUCUAUAAUAAAAGAUACAGAUGAUGUGCUAUGUCCGUCACAAGCUGCCAAUGUAGGAUUAGACCUUUUAGGAAAAACUGACAUUGAUGUGAAAUCUGACAAUAAUAAAAACGAUGGCGACGUUGACUCCAUAACUGCUAAAACUAUUUUAGAAAGUGAGGAGGUCCGGAAUUUAGAAAAUGAUUUAAUCUCUGGUUUAAAGGAAGCUGCUAACAAGCAAGCAAGUACUCUGAACAAGUCUGCCAUCGUUUUCCAGCAAACGGGGAAUGAUGUGGACCAAGAUAUAUUACAAGACUUUAGUGACCACUUGUCGAGUCCUGCUGCUACUGAAGCACAAUAUGAACAGCUUAAUAAUUACGAGGAACGAGUCGAAUUAAACGCUAUAAAAGACAAGAAAUAUCCUGAAUAUAAAGAAAAGAUGUAUCCAGACGUUGAAGAAUUUGACAUGUUUGAAGAUAAGUUUGAUAAGAUUAAGAGGAAAUGUCGAUCUCAAGCAGCAGCGGCAAAACAACCUCAACUUGUAGUUGAACCCAGUAUCAGUCGGAAAGGACGCAAAAAGAUUGACAAGAAAAAAGGAAAGAAAAAUUCCAAGAAAAACCAUCCGAAUACUGUUCUCACUAAAGGGGCACUGAAAGGCUUCGACGGAAUUAAAGUAUCCAUUCCAACAUCUGAUAUAAAUAUAUCUGCAAUUGUAUCACCUUUGGACGGCUCGCAUAAAAAGAAAAAGAAAAGUACUUUAAAGAAGAAGAGAGAAAAUAAAAACUCUGAAUCAAGUAGCAAAUAUGACAGUGACCAUCCUCUUAAUGAUAGCUCCGCUUCCCUGAAAAAUGUUGAUGUAUAUGAAUUCAUGGAUAAUGAAGAUGUAGAGUUAUUCGAAUUCAGACCAUCAACUUUAAUGGAGAGGUUUAAAAGCAUCACCAACAAGGACACCCCGAGUACAUCAAAGGUCAACCCCGUCGUCGAGGAGGCUGACCACUCCAGUGCCAGCGGCUCCGACGGCGACGACUUCGUCUACAUGUCAGAUGAUUAUGUUUGCAGUGAUGAUGAAACUGAAAACAGCUUAAUGUCUUGUGACGUGAGUAACACCAAAAUUUCUGCUGACACCAAGAAACUCUCGUCCCAAAUGAAAAAAAGAGACGCAGUUGAGAAAAACGCAGUAAUGGGGAAAAUUUUCAAAAACAACGCUGUACGAAGUGAAAAGAAAACAACCAAGAGCAAAGAACUGGCCAAACCAAAGGCCAAUCUCGACCAGCUUUUUGAUAGUUUACUUGAAGAUGAACCGAGUUCUUCGAUGCUGAACGAUGAAUCGCUGCCUCUUAAUGACGAAGCGCCUUAUGCUUCAAAAUACGAAAACAUUAUAGCGUCCCCAAGUCAAUCUGAUGAAUUGUUACCGAAAUAUGAACAAUACCAUACCAAGAAAAAAUACAAUUUAAGUACAGACAAAGAGAAUUACUCAUCAAAAUAUAAAAAUCAUUCAUCGGAUAACGAUGAUGAUGAUGAGCCUUCACCUUUUGUUGAUUACGGCCCAUCCACUUCAAAACUCUGUUUAAAAUCAUUUAUUAGCGAUCAUAAAAGUACAAAACCUGGGCUACGUCCAUCGUUAUCACCACCUGAAUUAAAACCAGUUUCCCCAAAGAAAUGCGAUAACACAUCGCUGAAAAAACAUGAACGAAUGUCUAUGCAAGACGACUAUUUAGAGGACACAGGAGCUACGAGAAAAGGAAACGAUGGAAUGAAAAAAAGCAAUUCUAAAUCCAAAGACGAUAGAUCGCCCGUAAGAAAAAUAGGCGAUAGCUUCGGAAUUUCCAGUGAUUAUAACGAAAUUGGACUAGAAGAUUUUACAUCAGACGAAACAGGCGUAGCGAGACAAAGGGCACGUAGAAAAUGCACAGUAGGAAAACAAAACAUUCUCGCUGAAACCUGGAGCUCAGAAUCAGAGCCCGACGGCGGCCCACCUCGACCAAAUAGUGCGGGCUCCAUAGCUUCUGGAACAACUCGCAAAAAGAAAGGCAAAAAGAAAGAUUGGCAACAUACGGCCGGGCGGCGAACUAACAACCGCCAUAUUUCUUUUAAGAAACAGGAAAUUGUAAGCAGAGUAUCUAGUAGUAUUCGCAACACCUCGAUGCAUACAAGCGGUACUAGCAGCAGUGAAGUCGUAGACAAUAUUAGCUCAGGAAGUACACUUGUACCACUCGGAUCAUCAGAGAGAAGUGAGCCUAGCACCAGUGCAGCAAGUGCAAGCGGCGGCGGUUGCAUGUCUGUGGAGGAACCGCCGGCUAUUCCAUCUACAUCAUCGGGCGCAAGUAUAUCGUCUCCUUCCGCCGGGCCUUCUACGUCGACAGAAGAACCGUUGGAGCCGACGUUCCUCGUGCCGGCCGAGCCCGGCACGUCGGGCGGGGUACGCACCCGCAUGUACUACUGGUCCUCGGACGGUAGCGACAACGAACAAGUGCGCGAGGCGCUUGCUCGCGAGGAGCUGGCGCGCGCCGAGCGCGAGCACGCGCGCGUCGAAGACGCGCAGCAGCAGCAGCAGCAACAACAGCACGGCUGGAUCGUCGGCGAUAGCCAUAAGAAAUUAGUUACUAUGUUAGCACACGCGAAAGGUCGAAAGCGUAAUAAUAAUAACGACGACAAACGUCAUAAGACGGAGUAAGUUUAGAAUAAUAAUUAGCGUUUAUCAAUGUUGUAAAUAUGUUGUAUAUAGUUACUGAUUUAGUUCUUUAUGAAAUGUCAUUUUUCAUGACAUUUGACCAGAAUUCUUAUAUGAUACAUUUCAUUAAAUUGAGUUGUGUAAAUACUGUAAAUCUUUUUACAAUCUGUUAGUUAAAUCUUUGUCCCUUGCAGUAUGGUAGCAUAGUUAAAUAAAAAUAUUUCUAUUAUGAAUUUUAUUAAAAAAAUCAUGAUUCGUGGUGUCAAUGAUAUCCAUAUUUUAUUUUUCUUGUAUUUCGUGGCAGGUGUACAUAUUGUAUAUUAUUGAAGAGCAUAAUUUAGUUAAUUUAUGUAUACAUACACUAGUGCUGGUUUGACACCGCUGCAGAGCCUGCAGUACGAGUACGUAGAUGAUUGUUUUGAUGUAACGUAAGAAUGAUAUUAUUUGAAGUUGUCACAUUUCCCUUAGACAGGGUUCACUCAGGGUGUGGGUUAUUAAUAUGAGAUCGCAUCUUCCUUCAUGUGCUUGCCCAUUAAAGUAUUAGUGCUGAUUAUUAAGUGUAACUUAUAAAAAUAUUUAUUAACUUAUGGUGGGAAAACAUUUGAUAAGUUGAGAUAUCGCAUUAAUCUAUUCACAUUCUCUGUAUUAAUAAUAAUUCUUGCUGCAUUAUCGCAUUUCUCUUAAAAGUGUUAAGGAAUAUCUCAAAAUUUAUGUUAGGAAACGAAAUAUUUCUGUGAGUAAUCAUUAAGUGCAUGCAUUAAAUAUAUCGCUAAAAUAAAAUUAUUAUGUGUUCCUUACAUUUCAUAAGCAGUAUGAUUUGUCGGUAGUGUCCAAAGGGGCUGACGGCGAGGUCUGGUUCAUUUGUCAUGUGUUAGUUUUAUAAAUGUACUAUAUUUUAUGUAGUUGUAAUACCAAUGUCAUGCAUUAUAAUGUAGUUCUUUUUCUAGUCCAGAUACGGAAAGACUAAAUAGCCCCAUUGUCAGCCUCGGAACUAUGUGAUCUUAUUUUCUGGUGUAAUGAUUUAAAGAAAGAAGACUUAUUGUUUUAAAGUUUACGUAAUUAUCAGUAAACUGGAUUUGUGUUUAAAACAAAAAAAGUUUAAGUCUUGAAUAAAGCUCAAUGUUGAAA
This is a messenger RNA of Cydia pomonella (codling moth), 13865 nucleotides long. RefSeq lists its product as uncharacterized. The record is from RefSeq and is a predicted model, not a curated record. The transcript has 6 exons. Gene Ontology annotation, biological process: regulation of transcription by RNA polymerase II. Bases 540 to 12740 code for a protein of 4066 amino acids. Gene Ontology annotation, molecular function: RNA polymerase II cis-regulatory region sequence-specific DNA binding; DNA-binding transcription factor activity. NCBI's taxonomy places the organism in Eukaryota, Metazoa, Arthropoda, Insecta, Lepidoptera, Tortricidae.